Molecule: messenger RNA, 1842 nt
Organism: Truncatella angustata
Lineage: Eukaryota; Fungi; Ascomycota; Sordariomycetes; Amphisphaeriales; Sporocadaceae
Exons: 2
Coding region: 1-1842 (613 amino acids)
Source: RefSeq, a predicted model, not a curated record
AUGGCGCCACCGACUGAGAAUCGCACCCCGCUGGUCAUCCCAAGGCCAGUAGGGAGAGCAGGAUUCAAUCGUGGGCCUGCCAUCAGCCCCAAUGACCCAAGUCCUUCCCCGGCGCCCUCACUUGGGCUGUCGGAUCCCGAGCAGAGCGACAAGCGCAUCCUGCUGCUUGUCUAUAUCCAUGGGUUCAUGGGCAAAGAUGAUUCGUUUAAGAACUUUCCAUUGCAUUUACACCAUUGUCUCAAGUUGCAGCUCAGCGAGUCUCACACCAUAACGACCAAGGUAUACCCACGGUAUAAAACCUACAAAGCGAUUGAGGUGGCGCGGGACAACUUCAGCAGAUGGCUUGAAGCGCACGAGUCUCACAAGACGGACGUUGUUCUUCUCGGACACUCCAUGGGUGGACUUCUCUCCGCAGAACCCACUCGCAAUCGAGCUGAUGUCAGGUUCUUUCAGCACCGGAUCCUUGGCACAGUAAACCUAGAUGCCCCUUUACUUGGGCUUCAUCCAGGGAUAAUCAAGUCUGGAAUUGCCAGUCUCUUCAAGAAGAAGCCCGAUCCGCCAACGCCUGUCCCAGCUGGCGGCGCGGAUGAGAUAGCUCCCGGGAACCGCCCACAGGAGCCUGGCCCUCCAGAUACUCCGGAUCCUGACAUUGGGCGCCUGGUCCAAAAACUAACAAUCGACCCAAACUAUAACCCGGACUUCGCAAAUGAUGUGCGCCAAAAGGACCGUGGGUGGUGGAAAAACAUCGUCCAUUUCGCCACAAAACACAACUCGGAAGGACUGGUAGAUGCAGCUACCAAUCAUAUAGCGUCGCACAUGGAGUUUGGGAGCUGUUUGAUGGACUAUAAUGGCUUGAAGUUGCGGUAUGAGACUCUGCGCAAACUUGAAGAUAUUGACGAUUAUAAAUAUCAUGGAAUGCCCCAUGUCCCCGCGCGAGUUCGCUUCAUUCAAUACUAUACAGUCUGCUAUGGCUAUCCAAAGCAGCCGAAACCUCCCAAGACUCCAAAGACUCCAAAGUCUGAUGGAAUUGGGGAACCUGGGCAGGCGCAGGAUUACAUGUCAGCUGGGAGUGGCAAGCAUAGUGAGCCAUCCACUCCCAGGACUUCUAUGGCAGAUCACCGCGAAGAUCGCCAUGACUCGGACUCGCAGAAGGGCAAGGAGAUAGAGUCAUGGGACACUCCCGGGGAACAUGAUCCAAUUGAGCAUCGAGGUGUUGAUGGUGCCGAUGACACGUCUAUACGCAGUCUACAAACCCGUUCGGAUGCUUAUUUUACACCGAGCUCUAGUAGGCCAUCAUCGCCUGGGUUUGAUGGCACGAGCGGCGACGCCACGCUUGUCCAAGUUCCAGAUCCGAUGAACUUGAGCAGCGCUAGUAAAGGGGCAGAGGCAGACAAAGAUGAGGGUUGGGAGGUGGCAAAUGCUAUGCCCGCUCCUUCGCGGCAAGCACCACCAAUUCCGAAUACCUUGCAGCACACCCCGUCCAAUAAUUCUACUUCAAGUAGCUCGAGAGGGAAAGUUGAAGGGAAUGGCAAGGAGAAGAAGAAAGAGAAAACCAAGACUAGGGAAAAAAGUCCGGCCAAGUCUCCCAAACCAGAGAAAGCAAAGAAGCCAGAGAAGCCGCCCAAGAAGAGAAAGUUUUGCAACCGCCCGUCUAGAGUCAAUGGAGAGAUGGAUCCGAAAUGGGUUGAAGUCUUUAUGCAAGACGUCGAUGAAGUUGCAGCCCACACUGUACUUUUUGUUCCCGGCCCACACUACGAGAAGUUGGUGGGUGAUGUGGGCGAGACGGUUGUCCAGUGGGUACAAGACGAUCUUACGAAGCGUAUGGUCCUCUCUGAGCAAUAG